AUGUUCCCAGUACUACUUAACUUGAGAGUACCGACCAAUGGACCUCAAAUUCAGAAGCAUUUCUUGCGUGCAGUAGGUUCAACGUUUAAACCUAAAACCACGCCAAUUGAUGAGUCUUCCAAAGUAUUAAAACAUUUACAUUUUACAAAGACGAUGGACUUUGAAAAAGGUUUAGAUAUUCAAGAGAAAUUUGUUGCAGCACAAUUGGAUAUGAAGAAAUUAAAAGCUAAAAUAAAGAGAAAGAUUUUUGAAGUUGAACAAAAUCACAAUGGAGCACCUCUUAAUGUCUUUGAGAGAUCAAUGCUGGAUAAUAUACUGACAAUGAAACCAAAUCCAACAAUUUUAACCUUUGAGUUUUGGCCAGUGUACUCAGGAGGUAAGCGUAUUAAAAAGACUAUUACUGAUAAGCAAAUAAAGAAAUAUGAAGAAUUUGUCCCUACUAGCGAAAUUGAUAAUCCAGCUCCAAAAUUUGUACAAACUGAGAGAGGUGGACAGAUCACUUUCCAUGGACCAGGCCAAAUUGUCGCAUAUAUAAUAUUAGAUUUGAAGACAUUCAACAAAUUUAGUGUUAAGGAUCAUGUCUCUGCUAUACAAGGAGCAGUAUCCAAUUCAAUGCUAAAAAUCAAUAAAGAGGAUGGGAAUCCACUAGCUUUGGAAACAAAAACAAACUGCGAUACUGGCGUUUGGACAACUAAAGAUGAGAAACUAGCCAGCAUUGGUAUUCAUGUAAGAAGAUCUAUUACUUCACAUGGUGUUUGCAUAAAUGUAGAUCCUGACUUAUCAUAUUUGAAUAACUUUGAAAUGUGUGGAUUGCCUAAUAAAAAAGCUACAUCUAUAUAUCAGGAACGCCCAGGAACUGAUCUUUCUGUCCAAGAUGUCGCUAAAAGUUUUGUAAAUGAAUAUGCAAAAAUCUUAGAUAUAGACACUGUUGAACGGAUUGACUUGGAUAAUAUAGAAAUAGAUUGA
Tetrapisispora phaffii CBS 4417 is the source of this 966-nucleotide messenger RNA. It is a transcript of the gene LIP2, whose product is annotated as lipoyl(octanoyl) transferase LIP2. Gene Ontology annotation, cellular component: mitochondrion. Gene Ontology annotation, biological process: protein lipoylation. Gene Ontology annotation, molecular function: lipoyl(octanoyl) transferase activity. The transcript has a single exon. NCBI's taxonomy places the organism in Eukaryota, Fungi, Ascomycota, Saccharomycetes, Saccharomycetales, Saccharomycetaceae. Bases 1 to 966 code for a protein of 321 amino acids. The record is from RefSeq and is a predicted model, not a curated record.